Molecule: messenger RNA, 1806 nt
Organism: Sclerotinia borealis F-4128
Lineage: Eukaryota; Fungi; Ascomycota; Leotiomycetes; Helotiales; Sclerotiniaceae
Source: the annotation of a GenBank genome assembly
AUGAUGUUCUCAUCUAAGAUCAACUAUCUACUUGGCGUUCAUAUAUGCUUCCGCUUUGCACAAUGUGCAAGUUCUCCAACUGCUACUACUGCCAAUACCUACUUAACCAAAGUCUACAAUGUCUCCGCCGCGACGACAACUUUGACUUAUGAGUACACUAAUGAGGAAUUGGCAAUGCUAUGGAACCAAGUGGGAUCAAUUGCGGUAGGACCGAUCACGACGACGGUGGAGCCAACACCAGAGCCUUCAUCGUACCCUCGUCCAGGAAGCUUCCAUCCUUUAGUACCAACCUAUGAUACCACCCUCAAUAACCAAACUCUACCCAACGAUUUCAUCUGGGGUUUAGCAGCGAGUGCAUAUCAGAUUGAAGGAGCUGCGAAAGACGAAGGCAAAGGGCCCUCCAUUUGGGAUUUGAUCGCACAUCGGGACUAUGGAGCUGUGGCAGACAACUCGACGGGUGACAUUGUGGCCAGUCAUUAUUGGCUAUACAAACAAGACUUUGCUCGUCUUGCUAAAUUGGGAGUUCCGUACUUCUCUCCUUCGUUUUCUUGGCCGAGAUUCUUCCCUUUUGGAAAUGGCCCAGUGAACAAACAGGGCGUUGAACAUUAUGAUGAUGUUAUUGCCAGCAUGGUCGCUAAUGGAAUCAAACCUGCUGUCACAUUAUUCCACUGGGAAACACCACUCGCUCUAUUCAAUUCAUACGGAGCCUGGACCGAUGAGCGAAUCGUAGACGAUUUUUUCAAUUAUGCCAAGUUUGUCAUCAGCAGGUAUGAUAAAUAUGUACCAAUCUGGUAUACAUUCAACGAACCCCAAUAUUGCAACUGGCAAUACUCCUUGUACCCCGCCGGUAACACCAAAGGAAACUACCCCGCCUACCACAAUAUCACCGGUGGUCUCCCAGCUCGUAUCGCCUGUUCACACUACAGCAUUCUGGCCCACGCCAAAGUAGCCAAAUGGUAUCACGAAGAAUUUCACGGCGCCGGUCGUAUAACUUUCAAAAAUUCCGGUAACUACUACGCACCUAACAGUACCUCCUCAGCAGACCUCGACGCCGUAUCUCGCAAUUUUGAAUUCGCAUUAGGUUGGUUCAACGGCUGUUGGCGCGAUGGUGAUUACUCCCCCAUGUUAAAAGAAACACUGGGAUCGCUCCUCCCCAAUUUUACUCAGGAAGAAAAAGAUAUGGUAAAAGGAAGUUGCGAUUUCUUCGCCAUAGACGGCUAUACCGCCUUCCUCGGGACAUCCAUCCCCGGCGGCUCCGCAGCCUGUGCUUCUAACUCCUCCGACCCCGCAUACCCCGAAUGCGCCAGCUCAAGUUCCUUAGCCGCAGAUGGAUUUCCACUAGGACCAGCAGCCGACGAAGGAGUGAGUUGGCUAAGUAGCACGCCAGUAGCUAUCCGACAAUUCUUGAAUGUUAUCACGAAAGAGCUUUUUCCAACAGUGGGCGAUAUAGUGGUGAGUGAGUUUGGGUUUGCCGAGCCAUUUGAGGGGCAGAUGGGGAGUUUGGGGGAGGUGUUGUGGGAUUUGCGACGGGCAGAUUAUUAUAGGGGGUUUUUGGACAGUAUUCUCAAAGCGAAGGUGGUAGAUGGUGUAAAUGUCACGGGUGCAUUUGGUUGGGCCAUCUUUGAUAAUUUCGAAUGGUUCGCGGGAAGUAAGGUGAAGUUUGGGCUGCAGUGGUUGAACCAGACUUCUUUGGAGCGAAUUCCAAAAGCUAGUAUGUUUCAGUUCUUGGAUUGGUUUGAUGCGCAUGGAGGAGUCAAGAUUGGUGCGGGUAGUUUGGGAAAUGUCACGAAGAGAAACGAUGGUUGA